Anolis carolinensis (green anole) is the source of this 4566-nucleotide messenger RNA. Its product is annotated as lysophosphatidic acid receptor 6. Gene Ontology annotation, biological process: G protein-coupled receptor signaling pathway. The coding region runs from base 297 to 1466 and encodes 389 amino acids. The transcript has 2 exons. Gene Ontology annotation, molecular function: G protein-coupled receptor activity; oxysterol binding. Gene Ontology annotation, cellular component: membrane. The record is from RefSeq and is a predicted model, not a curated record. Lineage: Eukaryota; Metazoa; Chordata; Lepidosauria; Squamata; Anolidae.
AGCGCCAGGAGCGGGCAGCAGGGGCCUGCCUCUCUUGCUCAACCGCGGGCAGCCCCGCCCCACGUUCCGGAAUGCCCCGCGGAGGGGGGGCUGCCUGCCAGGCACUUGCUGGCACCCCAAUGGCCCUCGGGGAUUCCCCUUGGCCCCCUCCGCUGCCUGCCCCCCUUCCUUCUUUCCUUCCUUCCUCCUUUCUUGCCGUCCUCCGGUCAGUUGCGCGUCCUGCUCGGGGCAAAGAGAGGGAGAAGAAGACCAGACGGAGAGGCAGAAAGAGAGAUCCAGGCUGAGACCCAGACCCCAUGGACUCGCAGACCCCCGCCGACCCCUCCUCGUUCCCCGCAUCGCGCAUGCUGCAACCAUGGGCCUUCUCCCUGCCGCCCCCUUCUGGCGCCCCUGGGAAUGACAGCGGCAACGUCAACAACAGCUUGAGCUGUGCGGAGAGCGCCGACUUCCAGUUCGUGCUCUUCCCAGUGGUCUACAGCCUGGUGUUCGUGCUGGGCCUGGUGGGGAACCUCUUCGUCCUGAGCUACUUCCUGCGCACCAAGUCGGCCACAGCGCCGGCCAAUGUCUUCCUGGUGAACCUGGCCGUGCUGGACCUGCUCUUUGUGCUGACGCUACCCUUCCGCGUGGCCUACCACGCACUGCGCAAUGACUGGGUCUUUGGGGAGGCGCUUUGCAAGAUCAUCGGGGGCUUCUUCUUCGCCAACCUCUACGGCAGUUCCCUCUUCCUGGCCCUCAUCUGCCUGGAGCGCUACCUGGCCGUGGUGCACCCACUGCUCCACCUCCGCCUGCGCAGCUCCCGCCUCCGACUCGGGGCCGUCCUGGCCGUCUGGGCGGUGCUGGUUGCCGCUGUCCUCUUCAUGGCGCUGCGUGGCCCACUGACCAGCACCUUCCCCAACGGCCACAUCGCCUGCCUGGAGAACUUCUCCACCAGCUCCUGGAAGGGCCGCAUCUCCGGGAUCAGCAUCUUCGCGGCAGUGGUGGGCUUCCUGCUGCCCCUCGCCCUCAUCAUUGUCUGCUACCCACUCAUCGCCUGGCGGCUUCUGGCCCCUCCAACUGUAGGGUCAGGGGCUGGCUCUCGGACCGCCAAGCGCAAGGCCCUGCGCACGGUGCUGGUGGUGCUGGGGGUCUUCCUAGUCUGCUUCGCCCCCUACCACCUGGUACAGCUAGUCCACACGUUGAGCCGCGUAGGCCUUGUGGGUGGCUGCCCACUCCUGCGUGGGACCUAUGCUGCCCGGCGGGUCACCAUGGCCCUCACCAGCCUCAACGCCUGCCUGGAUCCUCUGGUCUACUACUUCGCGGCGGAGCGCUUCUCCCGGCAGUCCAGCUGGAGGCUCUGUGGCUCCAGGUGCGGGUGCUGCCUCCCCAAGAGGCUCCCCCGGCCCCUCUGGCUGCAGGCCCUGACCACCAGCAAGACCACCACCUCCUCCUCCACCGGGGAAAGCACUGUCCCAGGCCCAGGGCAGUGAGUGGGGAGAGGGACAAUGUCCACCUUUCCCCCAGCCACCUCCUUCCUUCAUGGCUCUCUCCUGCAUCUCACUGUCCAGCGCUGCAGCCCCAGAGCCCCUGGUGCAUCUGCCUGUGCCCCAAUGAAAGAGCGCCUCUGGGCCUGAGCGGAGGAGUGAAGGACCACGCUGAUGAACAGGAGCACAGCAGAGUGACAAUGUGCACCAAGGAAACGAAAGGAGGCCUUUUCCAAUUGACAUAUGGACAAAUGCAGUGAGCGUGUGGGCUCAGCUUUACAAUGGAUGGGAUGGUGCAUGCGCUGAGGACACCCUCCCCUUUUGGUUUACUAAACCAGUGGUUCCCAACCUGUGGGCUGCGAGACGGUUUUCUGUGAGUGAGCAGAUGGCGACUACUGGAUGGCAUAUGUUCUGUAUCAGAAACUGGAGCUGAUGUGGUCUAUCCAAUGCAGUUUUCUGAAUCAGCACCCCAAAAAACCAAACCGAAUCUAAAAUUGACCAAAAGCGGAUUCAUAACCCUUUUGCUACUAAUGUUGGAGAAGGAUCCCUGGUCAAAGUGGGCCCUGGUCAUAAAAAGGUUGGGAACCACUGGUUUAAACCCAAAGAAGCCCCUCCUGCUCUAAAGGAGCCCCCCCCCCCCCGAUGCCAAAGAUGUAGAUAAUGAGGCUGGCCCUGGACAAGACAAGCUGCGGUCCUGCUGUUUUCUGUCCAUUUGUCACCUCGACCUCUCAAAAGGUGCCGUUUUUAAACCAAAAUGGCAGUAAUCAGGUGUUCCUUGAUGUCAGAAAUAUUUAUUUUUGAAAAUGAAGUGUAAAGAUAAAGACAGAAAAGACAGGAGAGUCAGUGAAGCAGCCGGUUAUGUUUACUUUUAUAGCUAAAGCCAUGCAAAGACGCCCUCUCUGAGACGCUUCCCAGUUAGUGUCCAGUAUGAUUGGCCCAAAAAGGAGAGGCUACAUCAUUGUGUAUAGCUAAUAUCUUACACCCUGUUUGUGCCCAUUUUCUUAAUUAACAGACACUUUCUGCAUUAGCACAUUCCCGUAGCUCAAAAUCAUAACUGACGCACACAGCAUAGGGAGGGAAGAGACAGUUCCUGACUCAUUUCCUCAACGUGGUGAGCAAUUACCGCUUUCACUCCACCAACUAGGAGCUGCGGUGGCGCAAUGGGUUAAACCCUUGUGCUGGAUGAACUGCUGACCUGAAGGUUCCUGGUUCAAAUCCGUGAGGCAGGGUGAGCUCCUGUGUGUCAGCUCUAGCUUGCAGGGACAUGAGAGACGCCUCACAGCAGGACGGUAACGCAUCCAAGCGUGCCCUGGGCAACGUCUCUCUUGACGGCCAAUUCUCUCACACCAGAAGCGACUUGCAGUAGGUUCUAAAGUCGAGUUGUUACUGACAUAAUUUUUAAAAAACCCACCAGCUACUUCCCUCCACUGGUCUCAACCCAAGAAAGCUUCUCUGGCUCUAAAGAGAUGGAGGCUGGCUUUGGAGAAGACAGCAGCGGUGGUUCUUGUCAGGGGUCCCCAAAAAAGGCACUUGGGGUCAAACCAACCCCUGGAUCCUGCAGCAGUUUCUUCCAAGGAAUGCACUUUUAAAAUAGCUGCAUCUCUCUGUUCUUUCCUGUUUCUAUAUAUCAAACACACUGGAACCAUGUGUUAUCCGCCGGCAUCCCGUUUAUUCCUGUUCCAUAGAUUUACAGUUGCUUGCAGAGAUUGGCACACAGAAAUGAUCCAAUGAAAGAAAAUCAAGCACAUGGUCAGCACUUAUGUACUAUUACCCUUAUCACUGUUGACACCUCCGGACAUGACAUCUGGACUGGUCACCGUUACUUGGCCGGAUAUGACAUUCCUUUAACCCCUCAGUUACCCAUGCGACCAGGAACAUGUCUUGGGCAUGAUUUUUUUCCUAGCCUAUAAUUCCACCAAGUAAUCAAUUGUUCUGACCCAGCAUCCACUGAUGGAGCCAGGGACAAGGGUCCAUGCAGCCAGGGCAGACCUAGGCAAUUUUCAAGUGUAACCAAACUGUAUUUUGGCCCCCCCCCCCCACCCCCACCAAAUGCAAUGUGAGUGGAAGAAGAGAGCCAGGGAGAUUCCCCCAAAGUGUCGGGCUGGAGGGAAGAGUUUCCUCCCUCCGGCAAAGGCCCGGCCUAGGGAAACCCGGGGCGUGUUGCGGUUUCCUAGAACUUUUGUUUGCUCAUCUCUUUCUCUCUUUCUCUGGGCACUGAACCGGGUGCCUCAAUAGCGCCCCCAGGGGAUUGGUGCCUUCCGCAUUUGCGUACUUUGGUUACUGGUUCAGCCGCCCCUGCAUGCAGCGUUUGGUGGGGCCCAAGUGACUCCCAGCCUCAUUCUCCUUUACUUCUGUCCCGGACUCAGGGAGCGUUUUUUGGCGUUGCCCAGGAGUGCCUUUACCCAGCAGGAGCAGACACCCCAGUGGCUCCUGUGCCACAAAUGCCUAAUUUGGCCCUGAGGGUGCAUUCGGAGGGACACCUUCCAUACAGGGCUGCACUUGGGAAGUCAUCUCUGUCCAAAGAUCUGUGUCCAGAUGGACGAAGCUGGCUCUGAGGAGGAUGCCACCGCUUCACUGGCCACACCAUUUGUUUCUAGUCACCAUUGUGUCACACCGGUCAUUCCUACAAAGCCAUGUAUAUCCUUGACAUGCCAUAAUCCUGCAUGCAGGAAAGGAGUGUCUCAUGGCCUUCAUGUUCUUGGUGCAGGAGCCACAGAGGGCCUUCUUUGGGGGCUUAUUUUGGCCAAAAGACCCUUCCUCCAAGGCAGCGGCUCCCCUUUCGCUGACAGUCUCAGGCUUUGGGUUUUGGGUCACUGCUGAGAGGCACAUUCAUUAGUAAAAUGCCACUCUGUUACUGAGACUCUCAUGCCUUAAAACAACAGUGUUUUAAAGUUAUUACUUAUGGCUCCUCUUUAUUUGUACUGAGCUGCUUUGGGGAAAAGCGUGGGCUAAAGACCAAGGCAAUUCAAUCAGAAUGCCAAACGAGGGGCAGCCUUCCUGGCUGCCUCCGCACUUGUACACCGCUGUUUACAUUGUUAUCAUGUUGUUUGUUUUGCUUAUAUGUGGAAGACAUAUGACUUAUUAAAAGGAUAGAUCAUGUUUUGCA